AAAAAACAACUUUACAGUUGUACCAUCCUUACCAAUCUCGACCUUUAAAGCCAAGAAAUAGGGAGAACAACUUUUCUCCCCUUGAUCUGAGACCUUUCCACAAACUGAAGGGCAGCCAGCAGCAUAUGCUUUUUGCGAGAAUAAUUGAAAACCAACUGGAGAACACAGAAUUCUUUUGAAUCUCUGCCAGUUAUUUGAAGUAACUUCGACAGAGGAACAAAAUAAAACACUCAAUAUUUUAACCUUUAUGGUUGCCUUCUUAAAGGAGUUGGUCUCUAAUUUGAUUUUUAGUUAUUCUGAUACAAUUUUUAUUUUAUGAUUGGCUUUUUGUUUGACUAGACCAAUAUUGACUUAAAUUUAAAACCUAAGUGCGAACAACGAAACAUUUCACGAAAGCAACCUGUUAUCUCUUCACAUUUAGCUUGAAUUCGUUUUUAACCUUUUAACAACAGCGGUAAUAUUGUCCUAGAGAGGGUGCACUUGAUUUUAACUUUGCUUUCACUAUGACGGCUGUCAACGUUACCUUGGUUCGUGAUACCAAGUGGCUGACUUUAGAAGUCUGUAGAGAAUUUCAGAGAGGAACCUGCUCUCGAGCUGAUGCAGACUGCAAGUUUGCCCAUCCGCCAAGAGUUUGCCAUGUGGAAAAUGGUCGUGUGGUGGCUUGUUUUGAUUCUUUAAAGGGUCGGUGUGCUAGAGAGAACUGCAAGUACCUUCACCCUCCUCCACACUUAAAAACACAGCUGGAAAUUAAUGGACGGAACAAUCUGAUUCAACAAAAGACUGCUGCAGCCAUGUUCGCCCAGCAGAUGCAAUAUAUGCUCCAAAAUGCUCAAAUGUCAUCACUUGCUUCUUUUCCUAUGACUCCAUCACUUGCAGCUAAUCCUGCCAUGGCUUUCAAUCCUUACUUACCUCAUCCUGGAAUGGGCCUGGUUCCUGCCGAACUGUUACCAAAUGCACCUGUUCUGAUUUCUGGAAACCCGCCUCUCGCAUUGCCAGGAGCUGCUGGUCCAAAACUGAUGCGUUCAGAUAAAUUGGAGGUUUGCCGAGAAUUUCAACGUGGAAAUUGUACCCGUGGUGAGAACGAUUGCCGCUAUGCUCACCCCACAGAUGUUUCCAUGAUUGAGGCAAGUGAUAAUACUGUGACUAUCUGCAUGGAUUACAUCAAAGGUCGAUGUUCCCGGGAGAAAUGCAAGUACUUUCAUCCUCCUGCACACUUGCAAGCCAAACUCAAGGCAGCUCAUCACCAGAUGAACCAUUCAGCUGCCAACGCGAUGGCCCUACAGCCUGGUGCACUUCAACUGAUACCAAAGAGAUCGGCACUUGAAAAGACCAAUGGUGCCACCCCGGUCUUUAAUCCCAGUGUUUUCCACUGCCAACAGGCUCUGGCUAACCUGCAGCUCCCGCAGCCGGCUUUUAUCCCUGCAGGGCCAAUACUGUGCAUGGCACCCGCUUCAAGUAUUGUGCCCAUGAUGCACGGUGCUACACCUACCACUGUGUCUGCAGCAACAACACCUGCCACCAGCGUUCCCUUCGCUGCAACAGCUACAGGCAAUCAGUUGAAAUUCUGAACAACAGAGUUAUGGAGUAUCAGAAUCUCUCCGUGAGAACCUCCAUAUGGCCUUUCUAUAUAUAUUCUCGUAUGUCUUCUUCUACCAACACAAUAAGCGUGGUGCAGUUAAUAUACUAAACAAAACAAACAUACCAACCAACAAAUUCAAACAAAAAAUGAAGCAUUAUGCAAUCAAUGCAGAUGUUAAAACACAAAUAGAAAACUAAUAACUACUGCCUAUCUUAUUUGAAUUAUUAGGUAGACUAUGACCCUAAAAUUUUCAAUUUGUUACAUUAUUCUUUGUAAUUUUCCAAUAACCAUUAUGCUGGGUGAAUUUCCACAGUGAACUGUUGGCUUACUGUGCAUUCUUGGUGGAUAAAUGUUCGUCUGUUUUGAAGUGUUACCUUACUGUUUUGUUUACACAGUAGUCUAUUGGGUUAAUUUAGAAUGUAACAGAUUUAUCCAGUACCAUUUUCCUCAUUAUUAUACUGUAUUGUAUUGUGGUGUGUUGUGUUCUGUUAGGUUUUUACAUACGAUAGUGUUUUGCUGUAUAUGUGUGGUGGUUGAUUUCAACUAAACUGUUAUUAAUGGGAAACAGAAAUAUAUGUGCUUAAAAAACAUAACAGGUUAGGUUAAUGUUAAUAUGCUCCCUGUUUCUUUAGAAUAUUUCUGUAGGUUUCUUGGGGGAGACAUUUAAAAGGCCUCACUUUUGCGUGUGCACAAAACCUGUUCAUACACAUGCUUGUGUUUAAUUUGUACCUGCAGAUCUGACCCUGCAUAAUGUGAUCACAUUACUAGAUUUUUUGUGAGAGAGAAAUAAUUACUUGCAAAAAACAGGACACUUGUUAAAACAUUAACCCCUAAUUUCACUCCCUAAAUAGCUUGAAAACCUAAAACUUACCUUUAAAAUGAAUUUCUCAGCAUUUAUACUAAAAAUUAUGUAAAGUGCCCAUUACAUUUUUUUGUGGCUCAAGGAUCCUGUCUCCUAGGUUGAGUGUCUAAAACUGAGCCAUUUGUCAUCUUCAGCUGAGAAAUUGGUACUUAGAGGCUUAAAGGUAUGCUAAUUACAGGUUAUGAAUUAAAUAGGGAGAGGGACGUGAAGAUAGUUUUUACAUAUUGGAGGAAAGUGUGUAAAAACCAUUACAAUGUAACCUUUUACACAAGUGCCGUUUUCCGAAUGCAAAUGGCUCAUGCUCUUUAGACUACUCUUGAAUAAUAAGUAAGAUGCAAUCUAGCAAAAGUCAGUGAGGGUGAAAGAGAAUUGGUUCUAAGUAAGGCCUUUCCUCUCCAAAUGGACAAUCUUUUCUAUUGAUCACAGUUGGAGCCUGAGUAUAGGUGUGGAGAAAUGGCAGAGGGGGGAGGGGGGCAGGGAAAUGUUUCAAAUUGUUCUUUGAUUUAUUUAAAAGUUUAGGAAGGAUGUGCACAGUUGUCUUUCGCUUCAGUUCAUCUGAGUUUCGUUUUGUUCAACACAUCAGUGAAGGAGCAAGCACCUGUGAUAGAUGUCAAGUGUUGCCUUGACCUCUCCCAACUUUAUUAACAACAGAGUCUCUCACAUCAUAAACAAGCCUUUGUUUGUUUGGAUUUGUUUGUUUUAUAUGUAGUUGAAUAUUAUAAUAGGUUUUUAGCACCCUUUUGAUAAGAGAGUGGCUACACUCCGCAGAGCUGAGCUGAAUCCACAUUGCUAAUACUUAUAAAAUAAUUUUAUAACCAAGUAAAAUAGUAAUUAAUUCAUAUUGUAUGUGGCAUACCUCCUCCACUCUACUCAGUUAUUAAAAUUACUAUUAUUAUACAGUGGUGGAACCAUAUGAUAUUUUGCACCAAUUUAGAUAGAUUUAAUAUUUUCUACUAAAUAUAUAUUUUCUCGCUGGAAAAUAUAAAAUCAUCACAUUUGAUGUGUACAACAGGUUUUUUUUCCUUCAUGGAAAUGUCAAGCAAAGAGAAAAUCUGAUUUAGGAUAUUGUAAGCCGGCAGUAGUGUUUGAAUCACAGAACAAUGGAGUUGGCAAAACCUUUUCACAGUUGAUGAAACUGAGGCCCAGGGCAUGUGACUUGCCGAAGGCUACCUAGCUAGUUGGUGGCAGUCAGACCCCAAAAUAUCUCCUGGCUCUCACUUGUUCCUCCGUUUCAUGUUGUUUGUGCUUCAAAACAUUUGAGACUCUAUCCUAAAGCAGAUCAAUUUGGCUCAGAAUACAAAAGAGCAAAAUUAGCUCUUUGGUAGUUGAUAUCCUGUUGAUCUUAAUAUCAAUCCAAAUUAUGAUCAUCAGUGAUUUCUAAAUGCUCUUGCUUGUAUAGCGCCAUUGUCAUCUCUUAACAGUAUUGCCUGGAGUUAGAAAACAAGAAAUGUCCUGACUUUUACCUAUUGAUUCUUUGAACUACUUAAUUUCUGUUUCCCAAAAUCUUAACAUUGUUAAAGAAGAAAGUAGAGUAUGCCUUUGUGAAAUUACUUGUGUAUGGAACUGAGUUUUGUAUAAAGCUGUGCCACUGCCUCUCCAGAAGGGCAGAUCUGAUCACACAAAUCCAGGAAGGAUGCACCUGAGCUAGUCUGGAUGUAUUCCUUAAAAGAGAUAGAGACGUUUUAAGUGCAAAAUGAACUUUUUUGUGUAGUUUGACAUUUUGAUGCAACGAACUGUCUCAUUUAACUUUUUAAACCUCUGACGAAGAUGUACAUUGACAAUAAACCCAGAGUACAGCGGUUUUCAUGUUGCUUUAAGCUCUGGAAGACAUUAAUAAUGACAUUUUUUAGUAAGAGGUUUAGUGAGGGAUAUUCAGAGCAGUUGUAUUUUUGGUGCCACAAUUUUUUAUAUUGUUGGCAUUUUAAAAGUUACUUUGUAAAUGAAUUUAAAGAAAGAAAAUUUAAAGCACUAAAGUUUUGAUCAGAUGCAAAAGAAUUUUGACAUAAAUGCAAUUUUAAGAUAGCACUCUUUAAACUAGUUGUGCAAUGACUUAUUCAAGUUGUCUUUAUUCAAGAAAAGAAAAGAAGAAAAGUAAGUCAUUCGACUAUAAAUUUCCAGUGAAAAAGACAAGUCACAAAACUAAUCAGUGACUCUAAACGAAAAUUUACUGGAUGAAUUGUAUAUAUAAAAUUCUAAUCACCUGUGAUUCUAGUUAACAUUUUAUAAGCUUUGUAAUUUACAAGGGCCUCUAUUUUUAUUUAUCCACAAUUAUUGUUUUUGUUCAUAUCUCUCAGCCUUUUGCAAAAAUACGCAAGAGUGCUGAAACUUGGAUAAAUCAGGUCAUGUAUACAGAGAAUAUAAUCUAAAAGUUAUCUUUUAAGAGGAUUUUAGUAAUGUCAAUUUUUUU
Messenger RNA from Ceratotherium simum simum (southern white rhinoceros), 4848 nucleotides. It is a transcript of the gene MBNL3, whose product is annotated as muscleblind like splicing regulator 3. The record is from RefSeq and is a predicted model, not a curated record. NCBI's taxonomy places the organism in Eukaryota, Metazoa, Chordata, Mammalia, Perissodactyla, Rhinocerotidae. Gene Ontology annotation, biological process: regulation of RNA splicing. Gene Ontology annotation, molecular function: RNA binding; metal ion binding. Gene Ontology annotation, cellular component: nucleoplasm; cytoplasm.